Messenger RNA from Boleophthalmus pectinirostris (great blue-spotted mudskipper), 882 nucleotides. RefSeq lists its product as uncharacterized. The transcript has 5 exons. The coding region runs from base 15 to 635 and encodes 206 amino acids. The record is from RefSeq and is a predicted model, not a curated record. Lineage: Eukaryota; Metazoa; Chordata; Actinopteri; Gobiiformes; Gobiidae.
GCUUUCCAUAAAACAUGUUGCUGCGCAGUGGAAGAGCUCCUGUGCACGUGCAUUGCUCCCCUCUGGAGCUCAAGCGACCCUUGCGAAGAUCACGGUCCACUUUUCUCACUCAUAAUUAUAACGGUAGAAAUGCUGUAGUCAGCUUUCAGUGCGCACUGAAUGGUGACAUUUGCACGCCUCAUAAAUGCGCAACAACUUUCCUGAAAAAUAAAAACGGCAAAUACGUGACACUAUCCAAAAAGAAAGGAUUGAAGCUGAUAGCGACUUACGUUCAAGAUGGAGCAACCGCUUGUAACUUGGAGAUAUGGAAAUGGGACAAGAACAUUGCAUUCUGCUUUAAGUAUGAGAGUGAAAGCUACGUGGUUACUGAAAGUGAACAGAAAAAAAAUGAACUUGAGCUGAAGCUAAUCACGGAUGAUGUCAAAAGUACUAUCCAGAACUUACAUCCUUGGUUUCAAAUGGAAAAUGUUGGAACUCACUCUUACUGUAUUCACACGGCAAGCUCUAAAAAAUACUUAACAAUAGGUACAAAAAAGCAAAAGUCACUCAUUACCCUCAGUGAAACGCAAGCUGGAAACAGCACCUUUUCAACAUCUCCCUGUCAAUGUAAUGAAGAAGGGUGUCCUGGGGUGUAAGUCUUGAUGUUGAGGUCUUAGUGACAAAUCAUUUAGUCAUAGUGGCGACUGGCCAAAGUAUUUUCUGUUGCAUCAGCUGUUAUUACGCAAUAUUAGCUUAUGCGGGUUCAAUUUAAAAAUUUGUACUAAAUGAAAGCACUUGUGCUCAUUGUAUGCUAUAUUUACAGUUCUAUGUAAUAUGUAAUAUGUAAUGUGAUUGUACUUGCAUAAAUGUGUCCAUACUAAAUAAAGCUUAAGACAAUAAUAA